Molecule: messenger RNA, 2631 nt
Organism: Pipra filicauda (Wire-tailed manakin)
Lineage: Eukaryota; Metazoa; Chordata; Aves; Passeriformes; Pipridae
Product: translation initiation factor IF-2-like
Exons: 2
Coding region: 1631-2143 (170 amino acids)
Source: RefSeq, a predicted model, not a curated record
UGGAGAAUACUACAGGUUACGUGAUACAAGAAAGGCCACCUAGAUGAAAACACAAGAGUUAAAGAUAGGGACUUCUGCUUGUGUCUAGACUGAAGUUAAGACCUUGAGUACUUACCUAAAGAACCCUUCAAGACCACAGGACCUGAUUAUCUUGAAACAGACUAAUCAACUUCUCUCUUUCUGCCCCCUCCCCUUCCCCUUGACAUCAAGACCACAGAACCUCUCACCCAUACUCACAGAACCUGUUUACCCAGUCCUGCGUCAUGUCCUCCCCCCUGCCUUCUUUCCCCAUGGGAACACAGGAAAAUUAAGACAGUGUAAGAGUAUUUCUAGUGCCUCUGUAGAUCAGGCUGUAGUCAUGCCAGUCUCGAUGGGAGCUAUACCUUCUCACAGCUCUUUAACCAGAACUAAUUCUACUUUCAUCUCCUUGGAACUCUUAAAACACCCUUUCCUAGGAUGUGGAAGUGUGGGAAGGUAAAGGCAGAAAGAAGAACAUAAGGAUGAAAGCUUGCUGUUCGACGGAUGCCCUUAAUCAAAUGGAAGGAUUUGACAGCAUGUUUUCUCAGGGUUAAAAAGAGCCUUCACUCACCGCUUAAAAAUCAGUGAGUAAAGGGCUACAAAAAUGCAUCAUCGUCCAGACUGGUCUACAAGAAGCAAAAGGAUGGCAAUUCUCUUCAGCAUGUAAAGUUGUAUUUUAGCUUUUCACAAUCCUAAAACAAGGUUGGAAAAGAGCAAACACAAUCAUGUUACUAAAUAGGAACCGCAAUGUUUUGUCAUCCACAGCCAUACUGCGGUGUGCUGUGGGCAUGCUACUGAUGAACUAAGAACCUAUAUUUUAAAAAAUGGUUUGUAACAUUGCUACUUUUUGAUAACAAAGAUAAUGUUUUCUGACUGACUAUAUAAUUUUUUUCAAUGAUGGAAGCAAUAAAAUUGACUUACCUUACAUAAGCCAUUAAUUUUUACUUAAUGUAAACAAACCCCUGAAAUGAAAUAAAAAUUCUCACGUCCAAAUAAUGAGCUCUGCCUUUUUAAAGGGGAAAUAUACUAUAAACACUAGACGGAAUGCAAUAAUCCAAGGCAUUUUUACUAUUUUGAGAACUAUGCUUUCUCUACAUUUUUGUCAAUGCGCAUCUUUCAGGAAAAGCAGUUAACCCUGCUUGACAUUACCCAAUGACACUGUGCACCUGUCAACGUGACGUGUCUGUUUCUUUUUAGUUUUGGAAGCAUUGGUUCAUUGCGAUUAAUCUAUCUUCAAAUACCGUACAGUAUGUAUUGAAAUACAUUUGAAUUUUUCACAGAACUUCAAGCAACAGCCCCAGCCCUAUUAAAAAAGACUGUCUUCAGCGAGCUAUACGAAGAAUGCAGCGAUUUUUAUCCAGCUUUGUGACAAACGCUCUACCAAGCUAUCGAAAACUACAUCAAAGCUUCCUGAUGAUCUCUUAAGUAAUAAAAACCAAGUAACAACACCGAGUAGCUGCGUGGGGAAGGAGGAAUACGUACAAGCAACCGCGCCGCGCUGCUUUGCCCCUGCAGCUGCAGUGGAUGGAGCAUAUUAACUUUGGUCCUGGCUGCCGGACACCGCUGCUCCUAGCACGUCUCCCAUACACACCCGCCAAACAAGACACGGCCGAUGCCCAAACGCGGCGCUACCCUACGAGCAGAAAGGGCUCCAAGCGGCCCCGCCGACGCGGCCCGGGCGGGCAGGAGCGUGACGGGACCCGCGGGCUGGCCCGGCCUGCGCGGCCGCUGCGCGGUGCCCGCAGGGGGGCCGUGCGGGACAAGGGCCGUGCGUGCGGCCGCGCCGCCGCCGCCUGCACGGACAGACCCCGACUCGCUCCGCGCAUCUAGGGAGAACGGCUUCCCGCCAGCUCCGCUUCUUCCUGCUCGCCGGUGGCGGCCGGGGCGCUCCCGAGGCUUCCCCGCUCCCCGCCCGCCCCCGCGGCCCCGGGACCGACCGGGAAUCGCUCCUCGCGACGUCCGCACCGCCCACCGCCCGCGUGCGCAGGCGCGCGCGCAGCCCCCGCACACACCUGCCCCCUCCCCCUUCCCCGGCCCCGCCGCCGCGCGACACGAGGGCAGCGCGGAGCGGCGCGAACACGCGCGCCCCGGCGGGGCUGUCCCCGCCCCCGGGGGGCGCACGUGACCCGGCCCCGCCCCCGCCCUGGCGGCGAAGGCGCCGCGACGCGACUUUGUUUGGGAGAGUUCCGUGCGCGCGCUCGUGUUCCCGCGCGGCGGGGCGGGGCCGGGUGGGGCGGGGGCGCACGGGAAGCUGGUUGUCCCCCCGCCGCCGCCGCCGCCCCGGGCUCCCGGAGCGGAAGAGAGGGAGAGAGCGAGGGAGGCACAGCUGCGGCUCCGCCAAGUGGCGCUGCCACCGCCGCCGGGCAGCGGCCGCCCCGCCCCUGGUCCCGCCCCCGGCAUGUCCCACCCCCGUGGGCCCUGCCCCCUCCCCUCCUGCCGCCGCCGCCGCUGCUGCCAGCGCAGCCUGAACUGAAGCGAACUCCGGAGCGAACUGAGGAGAAGUGAGGAGGCGGCGGCGGCGGGGCUGAGACUCACCAAGCCACAGGCGGCGGCAGCAGCAGCAGCAGCAGCGGCGGCAGGAGGGCGGGCGGGCGGGAGGAGGAGAAGGAGGAG